Molecule: messenger RNA, 747 nt
Organism: Cyphellophora europaea CBS 101466
Lineage: Eukaryota; Fungi; Ascomycota; Eurotiomycetes; Chaetothyriales; Cyphellophoraceae
Exons: 1
Coding region: 1-747 (248 amino acids)
Cellular component (GO): cell wall
Molecular function (GO): manganese ion binding
Source: RefSeq, a predicted model, not a curated record
AUGCUGCACCUCGCUUCCUACAUUAUGAUGCCGUUCAUGGCUGGUAGCAGCAUCGCUGCACCGGUGACGGACGUUUCCUCUUCCACAGGAAUGAACACAUUACCACAAGAUGUUGCAAACGCGGGCAAUCAACAACUCAUCACGUCUCUUGCGGAAGCAGCCACCUCGGUCGACCGAUUGAAGCUGUUACCGAACGACCGCGAUCACAUAUACGACUUCAACAAUCCUCCCAAAGAUGCCAUUACCACCGGCGACGGCGGCCACACGGUCAAGGCAGAUCGCAAAGAUUUUCCCGCGCUCAUUGGCAACGGUGUGUCGAUGACGGUAGGAUUCAUCGGUCCCUGCGGCUUCAACACGCCUCACACCCACCCUCGCUCCGCCGAGAUCAACAUAAUCGUCGAAGGCCGCCUAGGCACCGAAUACAUCCUAGAGAACGGCCUGGGCGUGAUCCGCAACGAGCUAUCUAAAUUCCAGAUGACCGUCUUCCCACAGGGCGCCAUCCACACCGAAUUCAACCCGGACUGCACCAACGCGACCUUUGUGGCAGGCUUCGCUUCAGAAGACCCCGGCGUGCAGCAGUCCGCCCAGCGACUGUUCGACCUCGACGAAGAUGUGCUGACGGCCGCGUUCGCGAGUGACUUUACCUUUGACGGCCGGGAUCUGGAGCAGUUCAAGGGCGUGAUCCCCAAGAACGUGGCAAACGGCGUGGAGGCGUGUUUGAAGAAGUGUAAUAUCCAGAAACGCUAG